Limulus polyphemus (Atlantic horseshoe crab) is the source of this 2937-nucleotide messenger RNA. Its product is annotated as neurogenic locus protein delta-like. Lineage: Eukaryota; Metazoa; Arthropoda; Merostomata; Xiphosura; Limulidae. Gene Ontology annotation, cellular component: membrane. The transcript has 8 exons. Gene Ontology annotation, molecular function: calcium ion binding. The coding region runs from base 401 to 2332 and encodes 643 amino acids. The record is from RefSeq and is a predicted model, not a curated record. Gene Ontology annotation, biological process: multicellular organism development; cell communication; Notch signaling pathway.
CUAGCGCGCGUAUUUAAGUAUUAUACUAGUCUACGUUGAUACCGACCUGAGUAUAUAUAUAUAGAUGAAUAUAUUAUAUGUAUGUAUCGUGAAACCGGCAUCAGUAUAAAUAUACUAGAAGCUUGGUGUAAAGCUUGCUUUAUCCUCAAAAUCUGUGGAGUGAGAAAUCAUUCAGAAGUGGCGAUGGGUUGUGUUUCAUUGGGAUACCGAAAGUGUGGAUAUUGUGUGUGAAAUACAGGUGUUUUUGCAUUGCCUAUCUAAACUCAGAUUGUGCCUGUGUUGUUUCAGAGUGCUGUCAAUCACAACGAUAGGCGGAGCGUAGGUUUCUUGAAAACGAGGCUGACAUCGGUUUAGAUUCAGCGUCUUUCGACAGAGUACGACGGAAAGGCAUACUGGCGCUAUGGGGAGGCGAUUUGUAUCGACCCUGGUCCUUACCGCCUUACUGGUCUUUACCGUAGUAUCCCAGACUUUUGGCUCUGAAGUUUUUGAACUUCGGCUUGAUUCUUUCAACAACGACUACGGACGAGAUUUUGAGGGAAACUGUUGUAGUGGGUAUCGUUCUGAACACGGGUCGUGCAGCAGUGUCUGUCGAACUUCUUUCCGUGUGUGUUUAACACACUAUCAGGCAAUAAUUGACCCUAAUCCCCCAUGUACAUUUGGAGAGGUCAUAACCCCUGUACUUGGCAACAAUUCUGCGUAUUUAUUGGAUAAAAAGAUGUCAGGAUUUACUAACCCUAUUCGAUUUUCGUUCGAUUUUUCUUGGCCGGGGACCUUUUCUCUCAUCAUAGAGGCUUGGCACGAUAACUCGGCUGAAGUAGGUGGCAGGACGUUGAUAACGCGUCUGGCCACUCAGCGGUCACUGGAGGUUAGCCCGGACUGGACACAAGAUUCCCACCAGACAAAGCACGCGACAAUACGAUAUUCGUACAGAGUUCUAUGUGACGACACCUACUACGGCGAAACGUGCACCAAGCUCUGCCGUCCAAGGAACGACAAGUUCGGCCACUACAACUGCAGUCUAACGGGAGAGAAGGUGUGUCUGUCGGGCUGGACAGGGGAAUACUGUACCGAAGCUGUCUGUUCCGGAGGCUGUCAACACGGUAAAUGCGACCAGCCUAAUGACUGCAAAUGUCACCAAGGUUGGCAAGGUCCCACAUGCCAAGAGUGUAUUCGGUACCCUGGGUGUGUCCACGGCACCUGUUCCAAAGCCUGGCAGUGUAACUGUGAAGAGGGUUGGGGCGGACUCUUUUGUAAUCAAGGUGGAAGCUGCGUGGGUCACUCGGACGGUUACACGUGUUUUUGUCGCACGGGGUUCGUCGGGGAUAACUGUGAGAUGGACAUCAACGACUGUGCCGAGAAUCCAUGUUUAAACGGAGGCACUUGUGUGGAUGACGUCAACUCCUUUCACUGCUCGUGCGUGCCAGGCUUCAUCGGUUCCUUAUGUCAGGUGAACGUGGACGAUUGCCUGACCAAACCUUGUGCGAACGGUGGCACGUGUCACGACCUGGUCAACGACUUCCGGUGUGAAUGUCAUCCAGGAUUCACAUCCAAGGACUGUUCCGUGGAAGUGGACGAGUGCAGCUCGAAUCCCUGUCAGAAUGGCGGAUCCUGCGUGGAUCGUGUCAAUGUGUUUGUGUGUGUGUGUCCGGCGGGGUUUAGUGGAAGGUUGUGUGAUACAGAUACGAGGAACAGCGGUGGAAAGGAGGAAAUACGUUUCGUUAGCCAACAAGGUAUGGACGUUCCAUCAGACUCGGACGUACCUGGUGUCUCUCAUCACGUGGCAGAUGAAAACAAACUCUCGGGUCACCAGAUGGCAUUAAUUGGAACGUUAUCAGCAAUAAUACCUUUAUUAGCCAUCACCGCUGUGGUGAUUAUUCUGCUUCUUCGGCGAAAGAAGCGGCUGGAAAGAGAGAGGCGGGAUGAAGAGGCAAUCCGGAAGCAAAACGAACUUAAUUCCGUGCAAAGUUUGAACAAAAAGUGUUUAGACAACCAAAUAAUUAACACGUUUGAACGACGAAGCUCAAAGUUUUUAAACAUUAGCACUGAAAGCCAGGAUAUUGGGGUGCUGACCAAGGGUCAGUCUUUACCACGGACUAAACUUCUUAAUACAGACUGUACUAGCAAAGUGCUGGACAGAGACUCAGAAAAACAUUUAAUUAAUUCACAAAGGACAUUAGAAAGAAAGCAACAGAGUGUACAGCAGGCCUCGUCAGUUAGUCAGAGCGAGGCGUCGCAGUCAACGGGCACGUGUCCUCACACUAAAGUGUAUGUUAUAGAAGAUCACUACUCGUCGCAAGAUCUCCACGAUAGGAUGUUGGCGACUGAAGUCUAGCUUCAACCAACUUGACCCGUCCACCCCCACUGCCCAAAGAUACACUGUUCCAGUUAGCCUAUUUAUUUCAUGUACAGUGAAAGAGAAAGUGCCUUUGUUAUAUACUUUGUAAAAAGUCAAAAUUUUCUAUAUGGAUUGCCUGAGAUAUAAGAGUUAAGUCAAACUUUCUAUUGUUUUAUUUAUAUUUCUUAUAAUCUUGUUUUUUAUAUAUUUUUUUUGAGCUUCUGUCAAUUGGAAUGAAGUUAGUACAACGUGAAAAGUUGAGAUUGUGUUUUUGUGACGAGUACGUUAGAAUGUCGUUAGGCAGAUACUGUAUAAUGGAAAGACUAUAAGACGAGUUUCCUUGUUUUAUCUUUGUAAAGUAUGAUUUGAAUUUCACCGCUCUUGUCAUGGCAUGAUGUACUUAAAAAUAAAGUAUAACUGUGAGACAAAGUUACUUGUAAAGAUGUCAAUAAAAGUCCCGCGGUAGUAGCUACAGCAAAGUUACUUGUAAAGAUGUCAAUAAAAGUCUCGCGGUAGUAGCUACAGUAAUUUAAAGAUUAAAUUCUGCCAACUUGUGUAUAUGUAAAUAUAUAAAUGUAUAUUUAUAAGUCAUGUUGUAAAGA